GGACGCAGCGUCUCGGGUUAUGCGCCAUGCUUUUAUUAUCCAUCCAGUUUAGUAAAAGCUAUAUUACAUUGCAAUUUCCAUAAUUUGUGUUUUAUAAACGUCUCAAAAAGGCAGCAGUUGAAGUGUCCCACAAGAUUGCCAUUGCUCUGCUGUGACUGCUGCACUGUUUUUAAACCGUUAUUCUAAAUAAGGAAGCCUCCUCUCAGACAUAUGACCACCGGCCCGAUUUGGACUCUGCCAAAGUGCCCAUCACGUUCUGGGAUCGCUCAAAGGCACCCAGUGAGGCGUAUCUCUCCCCUUCUCGCAUGUGGACGGAGAGCAUUCAGCCGAAGUCCCAGCUCCCAGCUGAGCUGACGCUGCAGUUCCGCGAUUCGGCUCCGCUCUGCCGGCUUGUAACUUUCCUUCCUUCGCCUGUUCAGUUUUGACGGAGCUACGAUGAAGUCAGAGUGAUGUCACGGAUAUGCGGAUGCCAGGCAAGGUGAGAUAGGUUUUUGGUGAGAGGUAUUCUCCACGGCCAGCGUUGCCCAUCGAGAGAAGCGCCGAGCGGCAAAACAUGAUCAUCAUUACCACCACCGCCACCACCUCAAGCUCUGCCGCGCUCUCGCUUCCUUCUCAUCUCCUCCCGGGCUUUCGUUUCAUGCCCGAAAUCCUGAUCUGCCUUCCAAAAAUAAGCUUCUGCCAGCAUGCCGAAGGACGAAAAACAAGAAGAGUGGUAUUUUUAGGGCCAUUAAUUUUGACCACGUGUCCCGAAGGUAAACCGGAUGGCCAUUGCGCAAAGGCUCCUCAUCAGUAUGUCCUACGAGGCCGGCACGCACUGGACGUUGACUGCGAUUGUUCUAGGGUUCCUAGUGGGGGUUGUGUCAUCAUAUCCUAUUCCAAGCAGGACUAAUGCAAGUAUAUUGGAGGAAAGAUGGGAGACCCUGUUCUCCCACUCCAUUCUGGGAAUCUCGGGGGAGAAAUCGGACCUGAACUGGGAGAGUGACUAUUUGCUGGGCAUCAAGAGAGUGCGGAGGCUGUACUGCAAUGUGGGCAUCGGGUUUCACCUUCAGAUCCUUCCAGACGGCAGGAUAAACGGUGUACAUAAUGAGAACCAGUACACCCUAAUAGAAAUCUCCACAGUAGAGCGGGGAGUCGUUAGCUUGCACGGAGUCAGCAGUGGCCUAUUUGUCGCAAUGAACAGCAGAGGAAGGUUGUACGGAACGGCAGCCUUUUGUGACGAGUGCAAAUUCAAGGAGACUCUGCUGCCAAACAACUACAACGCCUACGAGUCUGCGGCCUACCGGGGCUUCUACAUGGCGCUCAGCAAGCACGGCCGCGUCAAGAGGGGCAACAGGGCCACGCCGGCCAUGACGGUCACACACUUCCUCCCACGGAUAUGACCUACGCUCACAGAAGCUCACUAAUUUGCACACGUGCAUGUUUUCCCAGCCUGUGUUCAUAUAUAUAUAUAUAUAUGUAUACAUGCAGUGCCAAUCAAAAGUCUGAACACACCUACCAAAAAUCAUUUGUUUUUCAACAAGAUGACAACCCUCAGCACACCUUGAGCUUAUAUAAGUACUGUAUUAACCUGUGAAUAAGCAAAGAGAUGGAGUGCUGUGACAGAUGACCAGGCCCCCACACUCCCCCCACCUAAACCCUACUGGGCUGAUUUGGGAUCAGUGGGGUCACAGAGUAAGGGCAAGGGAGCCAACCUGUGCCCAGAACUUAUGGACACUCCUUCAGGGCUGUUGGAUAAGCAUCCCAGGUGGCUACAUCUGGAUCCUUUUGACAUGUAUGACUUCAUCGCCUCAAGGCCUUUUACUAUAAGGUGGAUAACAGCUAAAACAGAGACAAAUGCAUUAAAAGCAGGUGUGUCCAGACUUUUGACUGGUACUGUACAUAUAUAUGCACACAUUCAUACAAAUACACACUGACUGCAAAAUGCUACUAUAACUAAUGGUAUUUAUUCUGUCUUUAUAUAUGUAUAUUUGGGUAGUUAACUUUGUAUUAGAACCUAUAUAUAUGCCAUACUUUGCUGCUUAUUAUUUUUAUUAUUGUUAUUGUUAUUAUAUAAAGGGGGGCCGGCUUUACCUGCCCCCCCCCUUUAUAUGGGUGCUUGCCGUAAAUGGUAGAAGCUUCAUCCUGUCAUUGGUAUGGCUAAUCUCCUUAGCUUUUAAAGGCGAAAUCGAUACGUUUUAUUACCUCAACCGGCCACCUCCUGAAAGGUUGCAUGACAUCACGCUCACAAAAGUUUAUAUUCCGUCCGGCCCCUUUAAGAGCUCUGCCGCCGCCUCCGCUGCUGGUAACCGAGAGGUGUGGAGCGCAGCCCCGUUGCCGCGUGAGGAUCCGGUGCCUUCGCUUUGCCUAAGCCUCUCCCUUGGCUCCUUUAUGCGCCCGUGACAGGCGCGAACCCGUGAUCAGGAACGGGGUUGAGAUGUGAAUGGAGAUCGAGGCUUUAGGUAAUUUUCAGUAUAGAAAUGAGGAUCAUUACUUGAGUCCCCCCCCCACCUCUGUAAAUAGAUGCAUUCAGUAAUGGAGACUCAGCCAGUUGUUAACGUUGGGUCUGGCAAGUCGCUUGUAGCUUGUUAUCCCAAAGAAAACUAACAUUUGUUGGGAAAAGAAAUGUGCUUUUACAACUUUUCCGAGAUUACAUUGGAGCCCAAAUGCCGAAGUACGUUUCAGUUACUUUGCUAAAAGAUAUUGAGUUACUAGGCUCUUGUACACAGGACUUGCAAUCGAUGCUCUUGGCCUGGGGAACCGCUGUUAUAUGUAACUACUUGACUCCAGGAAAUGCUGAAUGAAAUUGGUUACAAAACAUGUAAAAUCUAUAGAUGCAAUCAUCGUAAGGUGCUUGAGAUAAGUGUCUGCUUAGCAAAUAAAAAAACACUGUAAAAAUGUUGGAAUGAUGAAAGCUAGAGCAUAAGAUUGAUGUUUUUCUUUGACUUGCUGAAGCAAAUCAUAUUUCUGGUUGCAAAAUAUCAACAACGGCUGGUAAUUUGUAGAUCAUGAAGAUCGGUCUUGUGUGUUUUAUUCAGUUUUUAUUUUAUUUUAUUAAUUUAUUUGGGAAUAUGCUGUUGGGCAUUUUAUUAUCCCAAAAGAGCAAUAGUUACUGUAUUUGUUGGUGAGUGUGAAGGUGAACUGAUGUUAAUUUGAGUGACAGUGUGUGGAAUGGCGAGGUGUCACUGUGCAGUUCAUCAAGGGCUCUGCCAUGCUUGUUUGUUUUCCACAAAAUGUCUGCCGUCUACUUGAAUACAAGGGCUGGUCUUCAACCCUUUCUGAGCCAAUGGUCCUUUGUCCAGGAAUGGGACUAUUUUUGUUCAUGAAAAGGCAGAUGGGACGUGGUAAGGAAGGCCUAUUUCCUCAUUUUUGCAAGGAGGUUUUCAAAGUGAGCUGCGCCAAAAUUAAGGAAGCUUUUUGUACGGACUGUUUACAGUUUAGGGCAGGGAACCUGACGGCCAGAAGUCAGUGACGACAGCCCGUCAAGGUGUGAUGCUGGGUCUCCCCUGUGCCUCAGCAUGGGAGCGUCCGCUUUAAACUAACCGAACACCGAAAAAAAUCAUUCUUAUGGAGCGUGAGUGUCCGGGCGGUAGUGACGAAAGUGUGUUUGUUUGUUUAUAUAUUUAUAAUUUAUUUGUAGCAUAUGUAGACAUUCAUAUCGUGUUUUUUUUUGCCUGUCCUUGUGGACAGCGGGACACUUUCCUCAUGGCAAACAGAAGCAUUGUAUGAACCUGACGAUGUCGCGUUCAUUGGUGUGCAAGUGCUGCCGUUCGAUUUGGAGUCCCUGGGGGGUACUGUGCACCACCGUCAGCGUGACAAACUGGGGGGGGGGAUGAGCUUAAGAUGCUAAUGAAAAUAUACGAAAGGACGUUCUGGCGAAAGGGCAGCCAGUGUGGGUGGGGGGUCUGCCCCCCAGGCUCCCGGCGGGGGUGCGGAGUGUCGGUCUGUGCUGUUUCUGUGCGUCCGCUAUCAGUUUCGUAUUCCUGCACUGAGGGGAAUGUGCUUCCUCCGACCCCCCUCUCUUUGUUAACAUAUACCUCACCUUCUGCCUUAGUUCCGAUUUGUUACUACGAUUGUAAAUUAGCAGGAAGCAACAGACUUCUCCAAUCAUUUAUUUCUGAAAAAAAUGACAACGAGAGUAAGAAUACUAAUAUAUAUAUAAAAUGGGUUUCCUUUUAUUUUUCUACGUAUGUGCUGUGCACAGGAGUCUACUGUAUUCCUAAAACUACAAUAAAAUUUUGUUUUUUUUUUAAGGCUGGUUGCUGCAUUUAUUUAAUUCUUUGCUUGGAGCAAAUUAUCGAGAUGCCUGCUAUACGGAGGCAGCAGUUUACAGCACAAUGCUGAUGUUCUAUCCCAAACGUUUUCCAAUCCUUUACCGCGGUCAGGGUCACGGUCCUGGAGACUACGCCGGCAUCAGGGCAGACGAGGCUGAUCUACACCCUGGUCGGGAUGCCAGUCCAUCGCAGGGCACACAAUCAAACGUACAAUAUAGACAAUUUAGUGACGACACUUACAAACACUAAUAUCUUACAGUAUACGUUAAGUAAUGCUACCCAGGUAGUGACGAAGAUCGACGUUUCUUCAAUGAGCUGUUUUAAUUCAUAUCUGUCGGUCUUUCUGGGCGUACUCACCUAAGCACUCUUAUUUAUUAAAUUUAUUAUUACUGCGAUAUUUCUGAUGUUGUUAGGCUAGUUCACAUCAACCGGGUGUCGAAAUAAGCGGAAACAUAUUUAAAAGGUAAAAAAGUUUGAACAGAAGCUGUCGCCAUAUUUUAUAUUGAUCUUUUUUGUUCUUAAUGUGGGAAGGUACUCCUGUAAUCUUCUGACCAAACAGACUCGCAGCCCAUCCAGACUGUACUGCAGUCAAUGCUGCCGGGCCUAUAGGCCAUCCUAUGUACUUUAUAAAUAGUUGAAAGACCAGAUGGGCUUGUUUUUUAAGCAUUUCGCACUUGUAAGUGUAUCGAGUUCCUGUUAUUUUAUUAAAGAUGUUAUUUUAGAGAA
Paramormyrops kingsleyae is the source of this 4976-nucleotide messenger RNA. RefSeq names its product fibroblast growth factor 6-like. The record is from RefSeq and is a predicted model, not a curated record. NCBI's taxonomy places the organism in Eukaryota, Metazoa, Chordata, Actinopteri, Osteoglossiformes, Mormyridae. Gene Ontology annotation, molecular function: growth factor activity.